UCCGAUCACAGCAAGCCCUGGUCCGGGAUUGGAGCGGGAGAAUGACGUGUGGGGGACACACGGUUGGAAGUCCACCGCGAGAGGCGCGGGGCAACUUUCUCAGGGGAGUUGAGACAGUGGGGUAGCUUUGACCCAGGAACUCCGAAUUACAUCAACCCAAAUUUCUCCCGGGAUCUAUGUGACGAGCUCGCUCCAUUGGGCAGCAUGUGUCCAUUCCUCGUCUCUUAACUGAUUGCUCGCAUUGCCCGUUCGGGCCAUUCCGGCCGUUCAGGACAAUUGCGUCUUUAGGGUUCUGGUUGCCGCUGGACAGUUGGUUCACGUAUCUAUAAAUCCCGAGGCUCCCGUCCACUCGUUUCCUCGCUCCCCCGUUUUGACCUCGUGCUCUUCAUCUUUACCUGCCUGUCUUCUCACUUGAGCUUCAACUCCACGUAGCGAAAUACUACAGAAUGUCUCGUUUCCUGGAAGGCAAGCUCGGAAUUGUGACUGGCGCCUCUCGAGGUAUUGGCGUCGCCGUCGCUGAGAACCUUGCCGCAAAGGGCUGCAACCUCGUCCUGGGCUACACUUCCCCCUCCUCCAAGACCCCCGCCGACAAGCUCGCCGUAGACCUCCAGACAAAGCACAACAUCCAGGUUCUCGCCGUCCAGGCUGACAUGGGCACCAUUGAGGGUCCCAAGUCUCUCGUUGCGACUGCGAAGUCCCACUUCGAGAAGCUCAACAACGGCAAAUUCCAGGUUGACGUGCUCGUCAACAACGCUGGCGUCGCCCUUAACAACCCGCUGCCGAACGUCACGGUCGAGCAGUUCGACAUCACUUACCGCGUAAACGUCCUCGGCCCGCUGCUUCUCGUCCAGGCCGUCCAGCCUUACCUACCCACCGACCGUAGCGGCCGCAUCGUCAAUAUGUCGUCCGUCAGCGCGUCGAUCGGCCUCCCAGGGCAGACCGUCUACGGCGGCACAAAGGCCGCCCUCGAUGCCAUGACCCGCACCUGGGCCCGCGAGCUCAGCGAGAACGCCACCGUUAACGCCAUCAACCCGGGCCCCGUGCUGACCGAUAUGUACGGCGGCACUACGCCCGAGUUCAAGCGCUUCCUCAAGAGCUACAUCGAGCACACCCCGCUGAUGAAGGCGCGCAAGGGCGUCGACUCGGACGAGCUCGUCAAUGCGGCCAGGGAGGAUGGCGGCCGGCCGGCGUACGUCGAGGAGAUUGCCGGUAUCGUGGGCAUGCUUGUCUCGCCCGAGUCGGCGUGGUGUACAGGGCAGGUUGUUUGUGCUAAUGGCGGUAUGGUGCUCGGCAUGCAGUGAUUAGUGGUUGGGGAUGAUAUGAAUGAUGUGCAUAUGACGGCUCGUUAUGAGAUCGACCAAGAAAUCUUAUUUCCUAUAUUCGUUUGCAUAAUGUAACCGAGAAUUCUGAGCUUUGAUGAUUAUCAAUGGGGAUAAAACAAAAUAUCAUUUUUAAAUUGAAGGCUGGUACCGGUUGGCCCUUUGUCGUCAAGUGUGAAGGUCGGUUUGUAGAAUAUCAC
Messenger RNA from Colletotrichum navitas, 1519 nucleotides. Its product is annotated as short chain dehydrogenase. The coding region runs from base 447 to 1301 and encodes 284 amino acids. The transcript is spliced from 3 exons. The record is from RefSeq and is a predicted model, not a curated record. Gene Ontology annotation, molecular function: oxidoreductase activity, acting on the CH-OH group of donors, NAD or NADP as acceptor. Lineage: Eukaryota; Fungi; Ascomycota; Sordariomycetes; Glomerellales; Glomerellaceae.